Aedes aegypti (yellow fever mosquito) is the source of this 396-nucleotide messenger RNA. Its product is annotated as larval cuticle protein 9. Lineage: Eukaryota; Metazoa; Arthropoda; Insecta; Diptera; Culicidae. The record is from RefSeq and is a predicted model, not a curated record. Bases 70 to 396 code for a protein of 108 amino acids. The transcript has 2 exons.
AACCCAAACUAGUAUCAGUGUUAAAUUCAGUCAACAUCCAACGCAUCUCGCAAAAAGAAGUCCGUGAAGAUGGUUAACACGUUCUCGGUGGUCGUGAUCUUGACCUUGUUCGCAUUUUCGAUCCAAGCUGCUCCGACGGGCAGAGAAGCCGACUCCCAGCUGAAAGUAGUUACUGAAUCAAACAAAUAUGCAACAGAUGAGUUCGACUGGAGCUACCAAUUGAGCGAUGGUCGAGAAGUGCGAUCAAAUGCAUAUAAGAAGACCUUGGCUGAUGGCCGUGAGGUUUUGGUGAUCAACGGGCUGUACAGCUAUGUGGCGCCCAAUGGGGUGAAGUAUACUGUAUCCUACUACUCGGACGAAAAUGGUUAUCAUCCAACUGUGAUUGGUAGGUUGUGA